Penicillium concentricum is the source of this 630-nucleotide messenger RNA. RefSeq lists its product as uncharacterized. The transcript has a single exon. Bases 1 to 630 code for a protein of 209 amino acids. The record is from RefSeq and is a predicted model, not a curated record. Lineage: Eukaryota; Fungi; Ascomycota; Eurotiomycetes; Eurotiales; Aspergillaceae.
AUGCACUCCAAGGCGAUCGCUGCUCUUCUUCUCCUCACUCCGGCUCUGGCCGUACCCCAAGCUACAUCUGUAGCCACUUCGGAAGGCUACUCGGAUGAUUCCAGCUCCCCUGACUCCUCCAACGAACCCAACGAAUCAAUCUCGAUCUCCCCUGAAGCGACGUCAAUCGCCAACGAAUACAUGAGCGUUAUGGAGACCGCUGUUCCGGCUUCUUGGGAGUAUAUGAACUCCGCCGAAAUAGCUUCAGUCGCCAGCGCCGCUGCAGCUGGCACCUACCCAGCCUGGUACAACGACCUCCCAGCUAGCAUCAAAUCGGUGGUUACUGAGCUUGGUGGCUUCGACGCAGAGUUGCUCGGUCUUAGUUCUUCAGUAACCGUUGCUAUGGGCAGUACUUCCUCUGGGCCUGCAUCUGAGACCGCUAUGGCUACUACUACUGGCGCAUCUGAUUCUACUUCCACCGAGACACAAGCAUCGACUCAUGCCUCUCCUACAUCCGGUGCUGCUUCCAGCUCCCAGUCGGCUACCUCUUCGUCUGCGCGCUCAACCGGUGGUGCCGCUAUUGCCACUGGUAGUGUAGCUAUGGGUAUUGCUGGAUCGGUUGGCUUCUUGGGGCUUGCUCUUGCUCUUUAG